CGUCGCUGAAUGCGCGGUUGUGGCUACUAGCAAACGCUAACAACUCGUUGAAACAAUAGUUGUUACAGAACAUCUAUAACUAUUUAUUUAUUUAUUUAUUUAAUUUCAAGUAUAUUUGAUCAGAGCAACAGGGAUGUCUCUGGAGACCGUCCCGAAAGAUCUGCGUCAUCUGAGAGCGUGUCUGCUAUGCUCUCUCGUCAAGACUAUUGAUCAGUUUGAGUACGACGGAUGUGAUAAUUGUGAAUCAUACCUGCAGAUGAAGGGCAAUCGAGAGAUGGUUUAUGAAUGCACAAGCUCUUCUUUCGAUGGUGUUAUUGCUAUGAUGAGCCCAGAGGACAGUUGGGUGGCAAAAUGGCAAAGAACCAGUAACUUCAAGCCAGGUGUCUAUGCAGUAACAGUAACGGGUCGGUUACCUCCAGGUGUGGUGCGAGAGCUGAAGAGCAGAGGCGUCAUCUACAGAUCUAGAGACACGGCUGUUAAAACAUGAAAACAGAAGUUUCUGGAUCACUUGUUUGUAAAGCUACACUCUUAACCAGCUGUUUUAGUUAUUACUGAUCUGUUAUGUAAUUUAAUGUCUUUUGAUUUUCUUUUUUACUUGCUUUUUUGGUAUUUAAAACGAUUAUGGUUUUAUAAUGGAUAAAUGUACUUGGUUUAAACAUGAAUAAAGUUUUAUAAACAU
This is a messenger RNA of Carassius auratus (goldfish), 679 nucleotides long. RefSeq names its product transcription elongation factor SPT4-like. The record is from RefSeq and is a predicted model, not a curated record. Gene Ontology annotation, biological process: transcription elongation by RNA polymerase II; transcription elongation-coupled chromatin remodeling; regulation of DNA-templated transcription. Gene Ontology annotation, molecular function: zinc ion binding; RNA polymerase II complex binding. NCBI's taxonomy places the organism in Eukaryota, Metazoa, Chordata, Actinopteri, Cypriniformes, Cyprinidae. Gene Ontology annotation, cellular component: DSIF complex; nucleus. Bases 134 to 487 code for a protein of 117 amino acids. The transcript is spliced from 5 exons.